Messenger RNA from Cryptomeria japonica (Japanese cedar), 1139 nucleotides. Its product is annotated as cysteine proteinase inhibitor 12. The transcript is spliced from 4 exons. Lineage: Eukaryota; Viridiplantae; Streptophyta; Pinopsida; Cupressales; Cupressaceae. The record is from RefSeq and is a predicted model, not a curated record. Gene Ontology annotation, molecular function: cysteine-type endopeptidase inhibitor activity. The coding region runs from base 156 to 866 and encodes 236 amino acids.
CGGAAAGCAUUUUGGGGGUUUGCUUGAAGUUUGAGAACACGUUGCGUUGUUCCUACGCUCCGUGUUAUGCCAUUUAGGUUCUCCGCUCUCUUAUACUAUUUUCACUAGCCAAGAAACAGGAAUAAAUAGGAGGGCGAAAGAGAAGGAAGCACAAUAUGCAGUUGCAGGGGAUUGGGAAGGCAAUUGUAAUAGCGAUAGCGAUAGCGAUAUUGGGAGUAGGGAGCAUGAGGGCAACGGCCAUGGGGACUUUGGGCGGCAAGCAUGCUGUACAAGGCUCUGAGAACAGCUUGGAGAUAGAGGAGCUUGGACGCUUUGCCAUUCAACACCAUAAUAUCCAACGGAAGGAGAAUGAGAAAGAGCUUCUGUCAUUUAGUCGAGUGGUGAAGGUAGAUCAGCAAGUGGUAGCGGGGACCGUGUACCAUCUCACACUCGAGGCCAAAGAGGAUGGAGAUUCUGCUCCCAAACUGUAUGAGGCCAAGGUUUGGGUAAAGCCAUGGGAAAAUUUCAAGGAGUUGCAGGAUUUCAAGCCUUCUUCUUCCUCCCCAUCAAUCACCACUGCUGACCUCGGCGUCAAGCAUGAGGGGUUGGGUUCAGGGUGGCGUGAGGUUCCAGUACAUGACCCUGUCGUUAAAGAAGCAGCUGAACAUGCUGUGAGCAAUAUUCAGCAGAGGUCUAAUUCCUUGGCAGCUUAUAUGCUGCAGGAGAUUCUUUUGGCAAAGGCUGAGGUAAUUGAUGGUUUUGCUAAGUUUGACCUACUUUUGAAAACUAAAAGGGGAGUUAAAGAGGAGCAACACAAGGUGGAGAUGCAUCGCAAUCUUGAGGGUGAUUGGAUGUUGAAAUCACAUUCCACUGAUUUGGGGCAUUGAUUAUUUAAAUCCUCUUUCAGCGGGUGGCUCUCUAUUACUGUAGAUGAAGCACUGUAUGCAUGCAAUAGACAUGAUAUUCAAGUGGAUGUUUUCUGUUAAUGGCCAGUGUAGAUGCUCGCAAUAAUAUUUGUUAGCGAAGAUUCGACAUCUUAUCACUGGCUGCUAAAUAAUGUGACCUUAGAUCUCUUCCCCUUAUCUGGAUGUUUUUUUUUUGAUUUUGAACUACUUUUGCUGUUACAUUCAUGAAAAUAAUUAAUAACAGUCUUGACAAUA